GCCGCGCCCCGCUCCGCUCGCCGCCUCUCUCUACCUCCUUCCCUCCCUUUCUCUCUUUUCUCCCCUUCCUUCCCUUUUCCCCUCCGCCGCGGACAUGCCGCGCGUCUACAUCGGCCGCCUGAGCUACCACGUCCGGGAGAAGGACAUCCAGCGCUUUUUCAGUGGCUAUGGGCGCCUGCUCGAGGUCGACCUCAAAAACGGUUACGGCUUCGUGGAGUUCGAGGACUCCCGAGACGCCGAUGAUGCCGUUUAUGAGCUGAACGGCAAGGAUCUGUGCGGGGAACGCGUGAUCGUGGAGCACGCCCGCGGCCCCCGCCGCGACAGGGACGGGUAUAGCUACAGUAGUCGCAGUGGGGGUGGUGGCGGAUAUAGCAGUCGGAGACAAUCUGGAAGAGAUAAAUACGGACCGCCUGUUCGUACAGAAUACAGACUGAUUGUUGAAAACCUUUCCAGUCGCUGUAGUUGGCAGGAUUUGAAAGAUUUCAUGAGGCAAGCUGGUGAGGUAACCUAUGCAGAUGCUCACAAAGAGCGUACAAAUGAAGGAGUGAUUGAGUUCCGAUCCUACUCUGACAUGAAGCGUGCUCUGGACAAACUGGAUGGCACAGAGAUAAAUGGGAGGAAGAUCAGGCUGGUUGAAGACAAGCCACGGUCAAGCCAUAGGCGAUCAUACUCUGGCAGCAGGUCAAGGUCACGUUCUAGACGACGGUCUAGAAGCAGAAGUCGCAGAAGUAGGAGCAGCCGCAGCAGGUCCCGUAGUGUCUCCAAAAGCCGUUCUCGCUCUAAAUCCAGGUCACGAAGCAAAGACCGCUCACGUUCCAGAUCUAAAAGCAGGAAGUCUAGAUCAAAGAGCAAAUCAAAACCCAAGUCUGACAGGGGUUCACGCUCUCACAGCAGAUCCAAGGAGAAGUCUGAGAAGUCUCGAUCCAGAUCCAGGUCCAGGUCUCGAUCUCCCAAAGAAAAUGGUAAAGGAGAUGCUAAGUCUAAGUCCAGGUCAAGGAGUAGGUCUCGUUCCAAUUCUCCGCAGCAGCAGCCAUCUGCCAAGGCUCGUUCAGAGUCACCACCCAAAAGAGCUGCAUCGAGGUCCCGCUCCAGAUCUCGUUCAAAAUCUCGCUCACGAUCAAGAUCUAGUUCAAGAGAUUAAGACUAGAACUCUCCUCUUACAUUGCACACUAUUAUGGAACACUUUCCUACUUGUCAGGCCAUUAGUGUUAUGUUAGUACUUGAGAGGUUGGGAUUUUUUUUUCUCUUGCAGGAGCAAAUGGCCUAAGAACUAAGUUGAGGCAUAAAGGUUUAAUUUGUAUCCCAGAUUGGAAAUUAAGAGCUCGGAUGGUGGUAUAAAGCACUAAAACUCCCCCUUUUGUAGAAAUUCAGCUAAAACUUUGAUUUUAUAGCAUUUCCACAGGAGUAACUUAACUACUCUUAAAUGUAGAGUGGUUUUUUAUAAAGAAAAAUAAACUGAAUAUAAACAGGCUUAAAUCUGGGCUUUUUUUAAACUAUCAUUAUUUUUUCUUUUUUUUUUUUCCUUGCUUCAUGGUCUUAGAACUAUGGAUAUCAUUAGCUUAUAGGUUCCAGCUUGCUGCCAAGGGCAGGAUUGCCUUGCUGGUCAGCUCAGAGAAUUCUGUUUCAGCUUAAGUUGUGGAAGCAGGCUGCAAACUACAUAAACCGGUAACAAUACUGGGAAGAUUUUAGAUGAGCAAUAAACCCAAGUUGGAGUGUGUUGUAUCUUAACUUGCCAAAAGAACAUUCCCCCACCCCAAUACUGUGACUGUAUUAAAGGUAAUAAAGGUACUCUGGAACCUGUAUCAUACAGUAUUGCUGAACCCCCCUGUGUUUCCUACUUGAAAGAAGGAAAGCUUUCUGACUUUUUUUUUUUCCCCUUGAGUGUCAGUGUCACUGUUGUCAGACACUCAUGUGUCUCUUGGAUGUAGUCCAAGUCACUAGUAUGUCAUAUGGUUUGUCAGCCUCUAAAUAACUAUUGGAUAUGAAAACUAGCUAAAAUAACACUGUCUUCCCUCCUUUUUGACUCAUUUAUGUUAACGUUUUUUGCUUCAGAUGAGAACUAUAAUCCUAUUGUGUGUAAGUCUGAACUUUUAUGGGAAAUGUAGUCUUUGAGCUAGAGUUCUAGUCUUAACAAAGGCUUUGCUGAACCACAGUUGCCAACUCAAAUUGUGGAAUAGGACUCAUCAAAAAAAUCCCCUUUCUAGCUAAAUUGAUUUUUGUAACAUGCAAUAGCGAACAUUAGAACUGCCUUGUACUCUUUAUACAACGUGUAGUUUGACUUGUAUAAAAUUAAAUCGGUGACUCAAA
Molecule: messenger RNA, 2307 nt
Organism: Pezoporus flaviventris
Lineage: Eukaryota; Metazoa; Chordata; Aves; Psittaciformes; Psittacidae
Gene: SRSF6
Product: serine and arginine rich splicing factor 6
Exons: 6
Coding region: 95-1141 (348 amino acids)
Biological process (GO): mRNA splice site recognition; alternative mRNA splicing, via spliceosome
Cellular component (GO): cytoplasm; ribonucleoprotein complex; nucleus
Molecular function (GO): mRNA binding
Source: RefSeq, a predicted model, not a curated record